CGGAUGGCGGGGCAUCUGCAAAUCAUCUCACCUGGGCAGUAACUUGCUGGCCUUAUGCCGGUAAUUACAGGGCGUAAAGUAUAAUAAUUGACACUGUAACUUCUCCCUUGACUCAUAAAUGGGGGGCAGGGUCAAUCUGACCUUUAUAAGUCUUCUUCUCUUAUUUUAACAUUCUCACCGGAGCUAUAGGGUAGCUUGAAAACGUUAGGAUCAGGACACACAGCUAUUAAAUACAAGCUUACACCCCUCAAGCUUGCUUGGCUGGCCAGCAACCGACACAAUGGCGGAACAGCAAGACCAAGCUCUCCCUAUAGUGGACAUCAAGCCAAUUCUCCAACGUCUAUGGCCUGAUCCGGCAAAGGAGAACGUAACAGCUAAAGAAAUAGCUGAUGCGAUUGCCCUCGUCUUCACCAACCAACUCAGUCCCGUUCAAACCGGAUCACUACUAACAGCUCUACACUUCACUGGCUGGGAUCGCCGAGCCGAUGUCCUUGCUGAAGCAUCUGCCGCUAUGCGCCGACAUGCCGCCAAGAUUGAUUCUGCGGGUCUCGAGGCUGUUGUUGCUAAACGAAGGAGGCCAGAGGGCAAGUAUAACGGCGGACUGUGCGACAUCGUAGGCACCGGCGGCGACUCCCACAACACCUUCAACAUAUCCACAACAUCCUCCAUCCUCGCCUCCUCUCUCCUCCUCCUCGCAAAACACGGCAACCGCGCCUCAACCUCAAAAUCCGGCUCCGCCGACCUCCUAAUGAACAUGCGUCCGACACCCGCACAACUAAACCGCAUAAGCCCCUCCACAAUCACCUCCGUAUACGCCGCAAGUAACUACGCCUUCCUCUUCGCCCCCGUCUUCCACCCAGGAAUGCGCCACGUAGCCUCCGUCCGGCGGGAACUAGGCUGGCGCACAAUCUUCAACCUCCUAGGACCCCUCAGCAACCCUCUCGGCGACGCAAUCGAAGCCCGUAUGCUGGGCGUAGCGCGCGACGACCUAGGUCCCGUAUUCGCAGAAGCGUUACGACUAGCCGGUGCGCGCAAAGGUUUAGUCGUAUGCGGUAAAGAACAACUCGAUGAAGUAUCAUGCGCGGGUCCGACACUCUGUUGGCAAUUAGUAGAACAUGCUAGCGGGGCUAUCGAUGUCGAGCAUUUUACUCUUGAACCCGCGGACUUCGGACUUAGCGCGCAUCCCUUGAAUACCGUGUCACCCGGGAAAGAACCACAUGAAAACGCCGAGAUAUUGCGGAAAUUACUGCGUAAUGAAUUACCCCCCAACGACCCGAUCCUCGAGUUCGUGUUGAUGAACACAGCGGCGUUUUUAGUAGCGGCAGGCGUAUGUGAGGCUAAUACGAGUUCGAUGGGGCCGGGCGAUGAUGGAAAUGUGAUUCAUGAGCGAGGACCUGGAGGCGGACGCUGGAGGGAGGGUGUACGGCGCGCGAGGUGGACGGUGGAAAGUGGGGAGGCGUGGAAGCAGUGGGAGGCUUUUGCUGAGGUGACGAAUAAGUUGCCUGCUUAAACUAAAUAUUAUAUGAUGCAUGGCAUGGGGUCAUGUGGAUUUACAUGAAGGGUUUUCUACUAUUUUCCCCCUUGAUGAGCGGAGAUACCAGGGAAACAAAAAUCGAGAGUUCAUCAUAACUUGUAGCUAUGAUAUUAUGUCGAGCGGAUGGAACUGGAUGUGAAAAGAGGGAAGGGAAAUUUAAAGGAUAUCUAGGUACCAUAGACGGAAAUGGGAAAUAUAUAUUUAGUCACAUACCUAUCCCUUGAGCUUCGGAUGUGUAAUGUUGCCUAAUAUUUACGAGUACAGUAGAAAGGAGGUUAAAACGAAAUACAUGUAUGUUGGUGAUA
Messenger RNA from Hypoxylon trugodes, 1839 nucleotides. Its product is annotated as anthranilate phosphoribosyltransferase. The coding region runs from base 281 to 1510 and encodes 409 amino acids. Gene Ontology annotation, molecular function: anthranilate phosphoribosyltransferase activity. NCBI's taxonomy places the organism in Eukaryota, Fungi, Ascomycota, Sordariomycetes, Xylariales, Hypoxylaceae. The record is from RefSeq and is a predicted model, not a curated record. The transcript has 2 exons. Gene Ontology annotation, cellular component: cytosol. Gene Ontology annotation, biological process: L-tryptophan biosynthetic process.